Pelagomonas calceolata is the source of this 966-nucleotide messenger RNA. NCBI's taxonomy places the organism in Eukaryota, Pelagophyceae, Pelagomonadales, Pelagomonadaceae. The record is from the annotation of a GenBank genome assembly.
CAACAACAACACCUAGGAGUAGUCGGACCGCUGGUAGAUCGCCCAGCCCGCCUCGUUCGGCGCGAACAGUCCCUCGGGGAGGCAGCCGACCAAGUCGCACGCCGGCGACGCGUCCGUCUCGCCCUUGCGCAGGAGCAGGCGGUACUCGUCCGUGUGCGUCUCGAGGUAGGCCUCGACCUUGGCCGUCUUGAGAGUUCCGGUGUCGUGGAGUGCGACGUAGCGCGGCCUGCACUCGUCGCGGACGCGCUCGAACUCGCCCCAGCCCGUGUACUCGUUGCCGUCGAUCAGGAUGAGGUCGAAGGCGACCUUGGCGCAGAGGCGGCGGAGCUGCGGUGGAAGACGUACUUGGGGCGGCCGGAGGCCGACUGGGCUCGGCGCUUAGCGAUGUCGGCGCUUGGGAAUGGCUUAGCCGAGACAAUGCACCACACGGACGCAUUAUCUGUGAAGGAGGCCGAGUUCUCCAUGGAGCGGCGCCUUGGCGCGUCAGAAGUCGAACUGCUAGUCCUGCAGAGCAAUCUUGCGAUCACGUAUGGAACGCUCGGACGGGUUGAAGAGGCCCUGCAGAUGAAACGAGACGUAUACAAUGCAUAUUUGAAGCUCCAUGGCGAAGAACAUGGAAAUACCCUCCGGGCGACCAACAAUUACGCGGUGUCCCUCCUUGAUCAACAGCGCUUCAAAGAAGCCAGAUCACUGCUGCGCAAAACCACACCCAUGGCGCGACGCGUCCUUGGUGAGCGUCAUGAAACCACGCUCAGGAUGCGUUGGAAUUAUGCGCGGGCGCUCUACAGGGACGACGCUACCACCCUCGACGAUCUUCGUGAUGCAGUGUCGACGCUCGAAGACACGGUACGGCUCGCGCGGCACGUGUUUGGUGGCACGCACCCGAUCACAGAAGCGGCUGAAUGCUUCCUGCGAGACGCGCGAGCCGCGCUCCGCGCCCGCGACCCGCCGUCUAGCAGUCCCUAA